This is a messenger RNA of Didymosphaeria variabile, 804 nucleotides long. RefSeq lists its product as uncharacterized. Gene Ontology annotation, biological process: proteolysis. The transcript has a single exon. Gene Ontology annotation, molecular function: aspartic-type endopeptidase activity. The record is from RefSeq and is a predicted model, not a curated record. NCBI's taxonomy places the organism in Eukaryota, Fungi, Ascomycota, Dothideomycetes, Pleosporales, Didymosphaeriaceae. The coding region runs from base 1 to 804 and encodes 267 amino acids.
AUGGCAGACGCAUACAAUGGCAUCCUUGCUGCGUGCUCCAGCGGCGAUAUUCCCACCCUAAAGGCAUUGUUUCAGGAACUCCAGAUCGCCUCCAACCACCCACAGAGUGUUUACAGUCUCGAUCGAAGUCUUCCCGAAGAACAACAAGUACCUGUUGUUGAGCGAAUGUUCUUGGCUGCCAUUCAAGGUGAACAAGCUGGAGUCAUAGCAUUUCUUUCCGACCAUUUCGCCAAGGUCAGUCUCUAUGGUUAUCCUAUGCGGGCCGCCAUCGACACAGGCAACACUCAGGUGCUAAGAGCCGCUUGCAAAGCCGAUCCAAAGUCUGCUGAUGCCGAAAUCGGCGACGACGAAUGCAUCAAUCCACUUGGAUACGCAGCAUCAAAGAAAAAGGGCGUGGAGCUAAUAAAAGUGCUGCUGGACGGUGGCGCAGACCCAAACACGAUCCCGCCGUUCAGAUUGCCACAGUGCUGGAACGUAUCCGCUGCGGUUCUCGGAGGUCUACCAAUAUCAACGUUUGAGCAGUUCUUCGACGCUGGGUACCAGGGCAAUGAUCAUUGGGCUGUGAACUUUGCAGUGGAGAAGAAGCGUGCGGAUGUUCUCGAAGUGUUAUUCGCAAGAGGCAAGAAGUUCUCAGAUGCGCGAUUCCCACCGGAGAAGGAAAUGAUCGACAUUGCAAACAUAGAUAAUGAUGUCAAUAUGGUUGCAGCCAUUAAGCGUGCUUAUGCGACCCUUUCCAAACGAAAGCUGGAACGAAAACCAGGAUUGGUCGCAUCACUCAUCGGCAAAUUGCGAUCGCGGGUGUAG